Messenger RNA from Batrachochytrium dendrobatidis JAM81, 2889 nucleotides. RefSeq names its product exoribonuclease II. The transcript has a single exon. Lineage: Eukaryota; Fungi; Chytridiomycota; Chytridiomycetes; Rhizophydiales. Bases 1 to 2889 code for a protein of 962 amino acids. The record is from RefSeq and is a predicted model, not a curated record. Gene Ontology annotation, molecular function: RNA binding; 3'-5'-RNA exonuclease activity.
AUGACUCUACUUGGCAAUGGUCAUGUUUUGCUACAUUCUCAAUCCGAUGUGUUUUUUAAUAUUCCAUAUUGGAUAAAAGACAAUUCUACUCCAAUUCCUGGAACUGCCACCAAAGUUGCUUUGGGAAUGUCCACAUUGACUGCUUCUCAAUUACAGAUCAAAAAUAUUCCCAAAAGUAUCACUCAUAAUAUUAUAGAUUUUCAACGAUUGGUAGACGGCCAUAUGACUGUUAUUCGAGAAAAAUCAGAAUUAAUACACAGCGAAUUGAUUAAAGGAAGAUCGCAAAAGGAAAUCUCAAAAGGAGUCGAUUUUAGCACUGCAGACGCUGCCAAGAUCGCAUUCGACGUUGUUCAUCCCACUCACUCACAGUUGUAUUGCACUUUUCUGUUUUUAUGCAAAAAUAACAUGCAGUUUGUUCCUGCAGAUACUUACAAAUUGUUGGAAUCAAGCAUGUUUCGUCUUCGUCCAAAAAAAGAGCACGAGCAAAUCAGUUGGAUCAUGAGUCAAGUUCGACAAACUAUUUCGGGAAAUGCCGACUCCCAUUUUACUGCUUUCCUCAAUAAAAGCAAAACCCUGAUCCAAUGGUUUCGCACUGGAUCAACUGCUCUCGUAGAACGUCCAUCCAUCAACUUUACUGCAGAAGACAAGAUCUUUAUCAACACGAUUCUUCAGUCGCUCUCAGUCGCUCAAAAUUUCCCUUCUUUUGAGCGUACAUUUUCUUGGGUGCAUGUUCUCAAGCGAAUUGCUCCAUUGUACUCGUUUUAUCCUGGUGAAGCAGAUGUGAUUCUUUUUCUCAAAGAAAUAGGUGUUCAUGCACCAUGGGAAAACAUAGCUUUGCAUCAAUCUACAAAUAUUGGCAGACCAUCGUUCAUGUUUGGAGAAGAAGGUGAUCUCGUCACUCAAAAAUCAGAUGCUCUUGGUAGAGAAUUGUGUGUAAAGCACAAUAUUGCUGUUGAAGAGAGCGUGUUUGAAAAUGCUGACACUGCAGUAAAUACAGAAUGGAGUGUUGCAGAUCGAUUUUCUACCCAAGUGAUUGCAUUUCCUUCUGCCAUGAAUCCCCUUUCAACCGAGUCUAAAUCCACUAAAGCAUUUUAUGAAAAUGACAUAAUGGCUUCGUCGCGUGUGGACUUUGGCCAACAGCCCGUUUAUAUUAUCGACUCUUCAACUGCAAAUGAGCUUGAUGAUGGUAUUUCUUUGGAAGAAACCCCUCAAGGCACAUGGAUUCAUAUUCAUAUUGCUGAUCCUACUGCAUACAUUCCUCCCAAUCACGAACUAUCGCUGUUGGCUCAGUUGCGUGGCAAUAGUUUGUAUCUUCCAGAGCGCCAUUUUCCAAUGAUGCCUGAUUACCUCAGUAGUAAACUUAUGGGCUUGGAUGUGUCGUCCUACUCUCUUACAUUCAGUGCUCGUUUAUCUACUAAUGGCGAAAUUAUUGACUACAAAGUUGCACCUGGCUAUAUUCGCAAGCCUGUUGUGACUCGUUAUGAUGAUGUGGACAAUGUGCUUGACUGGAGUCAGGUUUAUGGCAUGGACGCUCCCCGCGACUCGGUCUCUCCUUGGACACGUACUUUUUUAGACAAUCAUAUCUCUAAAAUGUCUGGAAAAGCAACUCCAGAUGCUAAUGACACAGCUUCUAUCAACAAGAUCAAGACUACUGCCCCAGUAGCCAACGUAUUGACUGAAAAUGAUGCAUCUAAUUUGAAGAAACUUCACCAGUUUGCAUUGCUGCAUCAAAAACAUCGAAUUUCUCAAGGCGCUUUUAUCCCUGAUCAGAUCAAUGCCUCAGUGCGAGUUGAACCACAUCCUUUACCAUUAAUAUAUGAUCCCAAAUCACCACUAGCUACACCAGAUGUAGUCAUGUCUGAACUAGAGCUUUCUCAUUUGUCGCCAUCACAUAUUCUUGUUUCUGAAAUGAUGAUUAUUGCUGGUCGUGUUGCUGCCAAAUUCUGCCAGGAUCACAAUAUUCCUGUUCCAUAUCGUGGACAAGCAUCUGUUUUUGACUCGCCAAAAAUACAAUCUGAAAACCAACUCAAGAAGCAUGAUACACAAAAGUAUAUUGAAACCAUGUUGAGCACACGCGAUCAAGAAACUGGCAUACUUCCAAUGAGUUCCAUGCUGGAAAUAAUCAGGUAUCUCCCGGCUGGUCAAUGGAGCACUAAACCAAUUUGCCACUCGUCUAUGGGUAUUCAUGGUAUAUGCCCAUUAACUAUGAGAUCCACUGCUGAUAGAAAUCUUGAAUCGUUUGGACAGCCACCGUCUUUGUCAAGUAUGACUGGAUAUGUAAAAGCAUCUAGCCCACUUCGUCGCUACAACGACAUUAUGGUUCAUUGGCAAAUCAAGUCAGUUUUUCUCCGCAAACAAAUGCACUCGGAUCCAUCAGCUAAAUUGUCUAAAAUAGAUACAACACCAUUUUCUCUCAAUCAAGUGACUCAAUUGAUACCCUUUUUGCAGCGAUCAACAUUAACUAUCAAUGACAUGUCCAAUAGAGCUGGAAGAUUUUGGAAAUUGGAGUGGGUUCGUCGUAGAGAAUUGAUGUCGCUUCAUGGUGAUGCUUACGAUCCAAACCUCUUGAGAAUGGUUUCACCUCGAGUGACUAAAAAUGGAUCUAUACUUUCUGCUGCUGCUAUUGCUCCCUUGGAUUUUAAAUCCACUGCAAUCAAGACUGAUCAAGUGCGUAAGCAAGUCAAUGUUUAUACAGCAAUUGUGGUGGAGUCGCCUGAAUUGAGAAAGAAUCAGUUUGCACGUGUUCAGGUCAUUGAGCUGGGUGGACUGCGAACCAUUUGUGAAAUGUUGGAUGAGGAUGGUGAGCUAACUCCUUUGGCUACGGUUAUUCAAUGCGUGGUUGAAAAAUGCGAUCCAAGCAUGGGUCGUCUGCAAUUGAAGCAAAUUUGA